AGGAGGGGCACCUGACACUCUACAGGAGAGGCACCUGUACAUCGGCUUACUGUAGCCAGCUCCGUUUUUUUCCGCUCUGCGGAAAAUUCUUUAAGGGUCUUUGGUGGGAAGCCGGUUACUAAACUCAGGUGGGAGUGUUGGUGUCCCUCUCUGCUGGGGCUUGGGAAGGGCGUCCACCGGAUCUAAUUGGAAACUUCAAGUUUCUGUCUCAAAGGAAAUUUUGUUCCUUUUCUUUCAUCGCCCAACCUUGGGCAACAAAUUUUCCUGGUACCAUCGAGAAACCGGACUCGAUACGGCUUAUGCUGUCAGUGGUCCUUAUAAACCCAACAAAGAAAGAAGAAAGAAGAGGAAAAUGGAUUAUUUUUUACUAUAAGCUGUAUUGAGGUUCUAUACAUAAGGUUUUACAGACUAUUGUGCAGUUAUACAGUGUAUUAACGUUGGUAGAAUUAACCACAAUAUGUUAGGUAAACGGACACAAGUGCAAAUAAUGUGACAUUUACUGUGGCAACGAUUCGUUCUCCAGGAGCUGUUCCCUUUAUUUAACAGUUAAUACAGUGAUAUUUAAGUAAGAGUGUGCAUUUAUCAUGGCUGAUGAAACAUUGGCUAAGGCUGGGCUGUAUUUUGAUGAGCUCAACAAAAUCCGUGUCUUGGAGCCGGAGAUUGCUCACCAGACAACAGAACUUAAGGAUGAGUGCAAAGAAUUUGUUGAUAAAAUUCGCGACUUUCACGAAAGAGCUGAUCAUUUUAUUCAAGUUGCUGACACACUGAGCUCAGCUGUGGAGUCGGAAAAAAUGAGAGCUAUCGGCUCACGAAAUUUGAUAAAGAGCAUGAGUAAGCAGAGGGAGGCUCAGCAGCAGCAACUAUUGGCCUUGAUUGGAGAAAAGAAACUAGAAUUGGAAAGACUGCGUGUCCAGUAUGAAUCACUUCAACGCAUGGAUGCUGAGCAACUUGAAUUUAUAGAGCAGUUUAUAAUGCAGAAGUGAAAUGUAGGUUGUGCAGUUUAUUUACACCUUAUAUGCCUUACAUAAAGGUGGAGUGGUAUUAAUUUAGUUUCUUGUGCAGUUUUUACUUUUUAUAUAUUCUUACUUUUGUAAAGGCAUUGACACUUGGUACUAGACUAGAGCACAACAUGUUAAGAACUGGAGAAGGUGCAGAAGUAUGCAGUGUGACUUGUUCCAGAGCUUAGAGAGGUAUGAACUGUGAGGAGAGGCUAAUGGUACUGAAUCUAAUGAUGGGGGAGGACAGGAGACACAGGGGAGAAAUAAUAAUAUACAAAAUUCUCAAGAGGAAUUGAUAGGGAUGACAGGGACAGGCUGUUGAAGAGGUGAGAAACAGUACUUGGGGUUAUAGUUAGAAGUUAAAGACACAGAUUAGCCAAAGGAAUGUCAAGAAGUAUAUCUUCAGUCUCAGAGUGGUUGGAAAGGAAAAAUGAUCUCAGUGAAGUGGUGGAAGUAGGCUCCAUACAGUUUUAAGAACAGAUACAAUAGGGCCCAUAAGGUUGGGGAAUGGGGUGAAUCCAGGAGCUAAGACUUGAGUGCUACAACCACAUCUAAGUGAGUACAUGAAUAAACAAAUUUUUGGCUUGCCAAAUCUUCCUUCCUUAGCAAAUUCCUUGACUUGACCUUUACAGUUAUCAUAUGUUCAGGUCACCCUGCACCUCUCCUAUGGUCUUCACUCUGCCUAUGUAUUCUCACAUGUUCCUUGUACAGUACUCUCGACAGACUUGAAAAGGCUUAGCCUUCAAUUGAAAGGUCUCGGUAAAAUUAUUCUGCCUUUGUGUCUGCUUUGCAAUUUAAUGGUAUUUUAUACCUCUUAAGCCCUACCUACAUGAAACCUGUGAAAUUUGUGAAUAAUUCUGCAGUGCAAAACUAGUGGCCACUGUAUGCCUAUAAUAAUCAUGUACUUAAUGCAACCUCUGUAUGAUUUUCCUGUAAAAAAUAUGUAUAAAUUUAACCUAAAUAAAGUUUACUUGUCAUAAGAA
Molecule: messenger RNA, 1981 nt
Organism: Cherax quadricarinatus
Lineage: Eukaryota; Metazoa; Arthropoda; Malacostraca; Decapoda; Parastacidae
Gene: IFT20
Product: intraflagellar transport 20
Biological process (GO): protein localization to cilium; centrosome localization; intraciliary transport
Cellular component (GO): intraciliary transport particle B; cilium; centrosome
Source: RefSeq, a predicted model, not a curated record